AUGGCUGUGGUGAAGGAUCAUGACACUGAUGAAAUUGGAAACGAGUUUCCAGUAGGAAUGCGUGUUCUUGCUAUUGAUGAUGACCCAUUGAGCCUCUUCACUUUGCAGACUUUGCUCAGACGGUGUCAAUAUGAUGUAACCGUGACCACAGAUGCAGUAUCAGCACUGAAGUUGUUGAAAGAAAAGAAAAGCAAGUUUGACCUGAUAAUCACCGAAGUCCACAUGUCAGAAAUGAAUGGAUUUAAGUUGCUUGAACUCAUGCAAUGUUGGAAUUUGAUGGACCAACCUGUCAUAUUGUCGUCUGAAGAUAAUGACCGAAACAUGGUCAUGAAAGGAAUCAAACUUGGAGCUUGUGAUUAUCUGGCAAAACCUGUGAGAAUCGAGGAGCUGCAAAACAUAUGGCUGCAUGUAAUUAGGAGUAAGAAUAUUAAGUCUCGAGUUAUUUGGACCGAAGAGCUUCAUCGUAGUUUUGUUGCUGCUGUUAUUAAGCUAGGGGUUGACAAGGCAGUACCUAGAAAAAUUCUUGAAUUGAUGAAUGUUGAGAAGCAACUUACUAGGGAGCAUGUGUCCAGCCAUCUCCAGAAAUAUAGACUUCAUCUUAAAAGGAUUAGCUCUAAGUCAGCCCAACAAGUUGAAUCCUUGCAAUGGGGGAAUCAGAGUAGCAUUACAAAUACUUAUGGGGAAACAAAUUUUCAAGGAAGGGAUGACCAAAAUCAGAAUGAUGUUAUCUGUAGCUCAAUAGACUCCCGGAUUCCCUUGAAUGGUGUUGUUGAUUCAGAAGGGCAUAGUCCAGUUGCAAAAGCUGCAAAGCUGGAUAAAUCUGAAAUUCCUGCAAAGAUUAAGUUGCUUCCGGAUCCAUGGACUCCUGAAUCUGGAUUAGUCACUGCUGCCCUCAAGAUAAAGAGAGAACAGCUGAAAGCCAAAUUCAUAGAUGAUCUUAAGAAGUUGUAUACAUGA
Molecule: messenger RNA, 957 nt
Organism: Gastrolobium bilobum
Lineage: Eukaryota; Viridiplantae; Streptophyta; Magnoliopsida; Fabales; Fabaceae
Product: two-component response regulator ORR23-like
Exons: 7
Coding region: 1-957 (318 amino acids)
Biological process (GO): cytokinin-activated signaling pathway; phosphorelay signal transduction system
Molecular function (GO): DNA binding
Source: RefSeq, a predicted model, not a curated record